Molecule: messenger RNA, 1379 nt
Organism: Asparagus officinalis (garden asparagus)
Lineage: Eukaryota; Viridiplantae; Streptophyta; Magnoliopsida; Asparagales; Asparagaceae
Product: cytochrome P450 CYP736A12-like
Exons: 3
Coding region: 1-1317 (438 amino acids)
Molecular function (GO): heme binding; oxidoreductase activity, acting on paired donors, with incorporation or reduction of molecular oxygen; iron ion binding
Source: RefSeq, a predicted model, not a curated record
AUGAUCCUCGUAAUCUUCUACCUCCGAGGCCCUAAACGUCUUGCACCAGGUCCCCGCCCACUCCCCAUCAUCGGAAACCUGCACAUUUUAACCUCCUCCCCCCAUCGCUUCAUUUCCAGCCUCACCAAAACAUACGGCCCCAUCGUCCACCUCAAACUCGGCUCAACCACAUCCAUCUUCAUCUCCUCCCCUUCCCUCAUCGAGAAACUCUUCAAGAACCACGACAUUGCCAUCUCCAACCGGCCUCCGGCUGAGGCUCUACAUAUUUUAUCUUAUGGCUUCAAAGGGUUCGCCUUUACCGAGCAUGGAACGUACUGGCGUAACGUUCGUAAGUUAUGUGUUCACAAUUUGCUUGGUUCGGGCAAGGUUGAGUCAUAUGAGUUUGUUAAGAGGGAGGAGAUCGAGAGUCUUGUUGACUCGUUGAAAGUUGCGGCUGAGGAGAAAGCUGUGGUUGACGUCACUGCGAAGGUUACUUACUUUAACUUAAUAAUCUUGUUUGAUCUUCAAGGGAUCAGGAGGAGGACGAAGGCGGUGAGAGAAAAGAUAGGUCGCUUCUUCGAGAUGAUCAUCAACGAGCAUCUAAUGUUGAGGGAGAAGGGGCAAAAGAGGAAGAAUGAUUUUGUGGAUGUCUUGUUGGAUGCCAAGAAUGAUAUGGGCAAUUUGGAGUCGCAAGUUUGCAUGAGUAGCAUCAAGGCUAUACUUAUGGAGGUGCUCAUGACUGCUCUAGAUUCAACUUCCUACGGCAUCGACUGGGCCUUCACCGAGUUGAUAAGGCAUCCUAGGAUCAUGAAGAAGCUUCAAGACGAACUGAUGAGAGUUGUGGGCCCUCGUCGAAUGGUCGAGGAGUCGGACAUACCGAAACUCGCCUAUUUGGGGAUGGUGAUCAAAGAAUCACUCAGGCUCCAUGGGUUAACUGCCUUCGUCUCCCGCCGCAACAGGAUGGACAUCUCCCUUGAUGGCUACCGUAUCCCAGCCGGCUCGAACAUCACGUUAUGCUCUUGGGCGGUGGCCCGGGAUCCGGACUUCUGGCCCAACGCCGAGGAGUUCAUACCCGAGAGGUUCGAGAAAACCAGCCCGGAGUUCAAGGGCCAUGAUUUUCACUAUUUUCCGUUUGGAUCCGGCCGUAGAAUUUGUGCCGGCAUGAGCUUCGGGCUGUCGGUGGUGCCGCUGGUGCUGGCCCAGCUAGUUCAUUGCUUUGACUGGAGACUUCCGCACGGCGUGUCGCCUUCUGGGUUGGAAAUGGAUGAGAGGUUUGGGUUUAUUAUGUCGAGGGUAGCUCAUUUGGAGGCUACUCCAAUUUCCCGCCUUUCGAUUUAAUUAGCCAAAUUAAUUAAUGUAGCCGUGAGAUUGGGUUAUAUAUUAAUAAAGUCGUGACAAGA